ACCAAGCAAUAAAGAGAGCAAGGAAAAAAAAAAUCCAAGUUAAGACUCCCGAAGUCUUCUUCCACCAAAAAUGAACAAGACCUCUCUCUUCACCCUCUUCUCCCCUCUCCUCCUCCUCUUCUCCUCCUCCGUCGCCGCCGACCCCGACAUGCUCCAAGACCUCUGCGUCGCCGAUCUAGCCUCCGCGACCAAAGUUAACGGGUACACAUGCAAACCCGCAUCCGAAAUCAACAUAACGGACUUCUCCUUCAUGGGCAUCGCCAAGCCGGGAUCCACCAACACCACCAUGGGCUCCCUCGUCACAGGAGCCAACGUUGAGAAAAUCCCAGGCCUCAACACCCUCGGGGUCUCCAUGGCUCGCAUAGACUUUGCGCCCGGCGGCCUCAACCCCCCUCACACUCACCCUAGAGCCACCGAGAUGAUCUUCGUGCUCGAAGGCACGCUCGACGUAGGAUUCAUCACCACAGCCAACAAGCUCUUCAUGAAAACAAUCACCAAAGGUGAAGUGUUUGUGUUUCCAAAGGGACUGGUGCAUUUCCAGAAGAACAACGGCAAUGAGCCUGCAUCGCUGAUUUCGGCGUUCAACAGUCAGUUACCGGGGACCCAGUCGCUGGGCGCGACGCUGUUUGGAUCGUCGCCGGCUGUGCCUGAUAAUGUUCUGACUAAGGCUUUUCAGAUUGGGACUAAGGAGGUUGAGAAGAUUAAGGGAAGGUUUGCUCCUAAGAAAUGAAAGUGUUGAUGAUCUGUUUGUUUUGAUAGCUAGUAUUAUUGGAAGCAAAUUGAGUUUGUUUAUAAUUGGAAUACUAUCAAUCAUGUGCUAAUAAGUUGUGGAGAUCUGAAAGCGAAACGAUUCAGUGCUUUUGUUGUUGAGGGAAUAAAUUGCAAAUUAUGGGAGUAGUUGUUCAUUAGAAUUUUUUUACUUUAUAUUAUUUCAGUAGGUAAGAUCUCUA
Asparagus officinalis (garden asparagus) is the source of this 950-nucleotide messenger RNA. RefSeq names its product germin-like protein 5-1. The transcript has 2 exons. The record is from RefSeq and is a predicted model, not a curated record. NCBI's taxonomy places the organism in Eukaryota, Viridiplantae, Streptophyta, Magnoliopsida, Asparagales, Asparagaceae. The coding region runs from base 71 to 730 and encodes 219 amino acids. Gene Ontology annotation, molecular function: manganese ion binding. Gene Ontology annotation, cellular component: cell wall; plasmodesma. Gene Ontology annotation, biological process: regulation of root development; plasmodesmata-mediated intercellular transport.